Molecule: messenger RNA, 1879 nt
Organism: Symphalangus syndactylus (siamang)
Lineage: Eukaryota; Metazoa; Chordata; Mammalia; Primates; Hylobatidae
Gene: MACROD2
Product: mono-ADP ribosylhydrolase 2
Biological process (GO): DNA damage response; peptidyl-glutamate ADP-deribosylation; purine nucleoside metabolic process
Cellular component (GO): nucleoplasm
Molecular function (GO): ADP-ribosylglutamate-[protein] hydrolase activity
Source: RefSeq, a predicted model, not a curated record
GGGUGUUAGGUUAGCGCGAGGCGUGACCUAGUUGACAGGCUCUGAGGUGCUGCUGUGGCGGCGUCCGCGGGGCUGAGGCGGGUGGGAGCCGGAGCCGAGCGCGGGCUGAGGGAGGAGGGCGGCGACUGGAGAGCGGCGAGCGGCGAGCAGCGCAGGACGCAGAGCCUCUUUCACUUUUUCCCUGCUGAGUGCCCCCUCCCACCCCUCCCACUCCACACACACCCUGUUUGCCCGUGAGCCUGGGGAACUUGCAGCUUAAAGCCAGCCACCCCCACGGCAACAUGUACCCCAGCAACAAGAAGAAAAAGGUGUGGAGAGAGGAGAAAGAACGUUUACUGAAGAUGACCUUAGAAGAGAGACGCAAAGAAUACCUAAGAGACUAUGUUCCCCUGAACAGCAUUCUGUCAUGGAAGGAGGAGAUGAAGGGCAAGGGCCAAAAUGAUGAAGAAAAUACUCAGGAAACAUCCCAGGUGAAGAAAAGUUUGACUGAAAAAGUUUCUCUCUAUAGAGGUGACAUCACAUUGCUAGAGGUAGAUGCUAUAGUCAAUGCCGCAAAUGCCAGUCUUCUUGGAGGAGGAGGUGUGGAUGGCUGUAUUCAUAGAGCAGCCGGCCCCUGUUUGCUAGCUGAAUGUCGUAACCUGAAUGGCUGUGAUACCGGACAUGCAAAAAUCACAUGUGGCUAUGACCUGCCUGCAAAAUAUGUCAUCCAUACUGUAGGGCCAAUAGCCAGAGGCCAUAUUAAUGGUUCCCACAAGGAAGACCUUGCAAAUUGCUAUAAAUCAUCUCUGAAGCUGGUGAAAGAAAAUAACAUCCGAUCAGUUGCGUUUCCCUGCAUCUCAACAGGCAUUUAUGGUUUUCCCAACGAGCCUGCUGCGGUCAUUGCCCUCAGCACCAUUAAGGAAUGGCUUGCCAAGAAUCACCAUGAGGUGGAUCGGAUCAUUUUCUGUGUCUUCUUAGAAGUUGACUUCAAAAUCUACAAAAAGAAAAUGAAUGAGUUUUUCUCUGUAGAUGAUAAUAAUGAAGAAGAAGAGGAUGUUGAAAUGAAAGAAGAUUCAGAGGGGUUAGAGCCAAAAGACCUCUCUCCACCCUACAAAAAGAGCAAAGCAAAGAAGCCAGAAUGUUCGAAAGACUCUAGCGAGGAUGAGAACAGUCCAGAGGAGAAGCAAAGUGUGGAAGAAAUGGAAGGGCAGAGCCAAGAUGCAGAUGGUGUCAACACUGUCACUGUGCCCGGCCCUGCUUCAGAAGAGGCAGUUGAAGACUGUAAAGAUGAAGAUUCUGCAAAGGAUGACAGUAUUACAAAAGGCGGUGAAGUGACAGAUCAUUCUGUGUGUGACCAAGAUCAUCCCAAUGGGUUCUCUGCAACAAAUAUAAUGUGUGGAGUGCUUAGUAGCAUAGGGGACUUUACCUUGUUGUUAAAGGAUGCAAGAGAAAGACAAGAGAAUGAUUCAAGGAAGGAUGAAAUAAAAAUUGAAACAGAAUCCCAGAGCUCAUAUAUGGAAACAGAAGAACUUUCAUCAAACCAAGAAGAUGCCGUGAUUGUGGAGCAACCGGAAGUGAUUCCAUUAACAGAUGACCAAGAAGAAAAAGAAGGUGAAAAAGCUCCAGGCGAGGACACACCUAGGGUGCCUGGGAAAAGUGAAGGCUCCGGUGACCUAGAACAUACUCCAGGUCCUGAUGUUGAAAUGAAUAGUCAGGUUGACAAGGUAAAUGACCCAACAGAGACUCAACAAGAAGAUCAACUAAUAGCAGGGGCACAAGAUGAAGCGAAGGAACAAAGAAAUGGAACUAAAUGACAAUCCUCAGCAUCGCAAGGCCUCUCCUGGCUCUGGGGGAGCUCAGGAAGAUAGCAGCGCACGCUGUGGAGGAGGGUGGGGGUGGG